This is a messenger RNA of Sciurus carolinensis (gray squirrel), 4847 nucleotides long. It is a transcript of the gene Pus3, whose product is annotated as pseudouridine synthase 3. Gene Ontology annotation, biological process: tRNA pseudouridine synthesis; mRNA pseudouridine synthesis. Lineage: Eukaryota; Metazoa; Chordata; Mammalia; Rodentia; Sciuridae. The record is from RefSeq and is a predicted model, not a curated record. Gene Ontology annotation, molecular function: RNA binding; pseudouridine synthase activity. The transcript has 4 exons. Gene Ontology annotation, cellular component: cytoplasm; nucleus. Bases 84 to 1451 code for a protein of 455 amino acids.
CCGGCCCUGCUGAGGGCGCGCUGCGGACUACCGGAAGGGAGGGUAGACCAGUACUGUUUGUUUACUCCUGGGGUUGUCACAUCAUGGCUGAAAAUGACACAGAUAGAAACCAGAUUGAGAAACUCCUACAAAGAGUACAAGAAUUGGAGCAGGAGGUGCAAAGACUUAAGAAAGAACAGGACAACAUUAAAGAUUCAACUGUUAGAGAAGUUUCUUCAGGAUCUGGAAAAGCUAAGCGUGCAUUUGACUUCAAUGCUCAUGGCAAAAGACACGUAGCCCUAAGAAUAGCUUAUUUGGGCUGGGGAUACCAGGGCUUUGCUAGUCAGGAAAACACAAACAAUACCAUUGAAGAGAAACUAUUUGAUGCUUUAACCAAGACUCGACUAGUAGAAAGCAGACAGACAUCCAACUAUCACCGGUGUGGGCGAACAGACAAAGGAGUUAGUGCCUUUGGACAGGUGAUUUCUCUUGACCUACGUUCUCAAUUUCCAAGGGGCAGGGAUUCAGAGGUUCUUAAUUUAAAAGAUGAAGCCAAUGAUGCUGCUAAAGAGAUCCGUUACACCCACAUUCUCAAUCGGGUGCUUCCUCCAGACAUCCGUAUCCUGGCCUGGGCCCCUGUGGAACCUAAUUUCAGUGCUAGGUUUAGCUGUCUUGAGCGGACAUACCGCUAUUUUUUCCCUCGUGCUGAUUUAGAUAUUAUAACAAUGAAUUUUGCAGCUCAGAAGUAUGUUGGCACCCAUGAUUUCAGGAAUUUGUGUAAAAUGGAUGUCGCCAAUGGAGUGAUUAAUUUUCAAAGGACUAUUCUGUCUGCUCAAGUACAGCUAGUGAGCCAAAGCCUGGGUGAGGAGAGGUGGCAAGAACCUUUCCAGUUAUGUCAAUUUGAAGUGAUUGGCCAGGCAUUCCUUUAUCAUCAAGUCCGUUGUAUGAUGGCUAUCCUCUUUCUGAUUGGCCAAGGAUUGGAGAAGCCAGAGAUUAUUGAUGAACUACUCAACAUAGAGAGAAAUCCCCAGAAACCUCAAUAUAGUAUGGCUGUAGAAUUUCCUCUAGUGUUGUACGACUGUAAGUUUGAAAAUAUUACAUGGAUCUAUGAUCAGGAGGUUCAGGAGUACAAUAUUACUCAUCUACAACAACUAUGGGCUAAUCAUGCUGUCAAAACUCACAUGUUAUAUAGUAUGCUACACGGACUGGACUCUGUUGUGUUACCCUGUGAGACAGGACCAAAGAUGGAUGGAACAAUAGAGUGGAGAGACAUAAAGCCCUCUGUCAUAAAGCAGACCAGUGCCUUUGUAGAAGGAGUGAAAAUGCGCACGUAUAGACCCCUCAUGGAUCGUCCUAAAUGCCAAGGUUUGGAAUCUCGGAUCCAGCAUUUUGUACGCAGAGGACGCAUUGAACACCCACAUUUAUUCCACAAAGAAGAAACAAAGCCAAAAGGGACUGUAAUGACACACUAGAGGAAGAAAAUACUGUUUUGGAGAAACCAACCAAGAGGGUCUGCAUAGAUGCAGAAAUUAAAAGCAUCAUUUAAUCACAGAUAACUUACCAGGAUCUAGGGAGCAACAACCAGCUAGUGGUAGGUAGUAGAAAUGAAAUUUAAAGAAAAAAAAAAAAAUUUCAAGAAGUCUUAGCAAUUUUGAUGAGUAGUUUUUUGGGGGAGGGGGGUGGGAAGAAAGCCAUAUUAAGGAAGUUCUUGAUUAAACAGGAAAAAGUUCAGACAUUGUCAUCCCUGUCCAAAAGGAGUAAGAGAUGAAAGAAGCAAAACUCACUUGUAGCUAGGCAUGGAGGUGCCUACCAGUGACCCCAGCUACUCGGGAGGCUGAGGCUGGCAAGUUUGAGGCCAGCUUUGGCAAUUUAGCAAGAACUUGUAUGAAAAAAUUUUAAAAAGUACAAAGGUGAUGUAGUUUAGUGGUAAAGCAGCCCACAGUUCAAUCCCCAGUACUAGAAGGGGUAGAGGAAGCAAUUGUAAUUUCUGUAUACCUGGAAACCUGUGCCUUGUGUACAAAUUCAUUAAAACCUGAUCCUGCAAGUGUCUAGUUCAUUUUGCUGCUCUUUUUCAAGACAAAUGAGAUUUUUACUACUCAUAUGAAUUAUCAUAAAGAGCUUUAUUUUUUAAGACAAUUAAAAAAUAUUAAAUUUAGUCAGUUAAGGAUUGGAUAACUUGGUUUAGUGCUAGUGAUGUUUUUGGAAAUUCACCUACUUGAAUAAGGUACAAGACCUUUUCUAUGAAGCAUAUAAAUCUAGUGCAGAGGUUGCCAAACUUCUGUGAAGGACAGCAGAGUAAAUACUUUAGGCUCUAUGGGACACAAAUGGUCUGUUGUAUUUUCUUUUUAACAACUCUUUAGAAAUGUAAAAAACACUUGCUCUACUGUAUUAUUUUAAUUAGUGCAUUAUAUAUAUAAAUGGGAUUCACUACGGUAUAUUCUUACAUAGACAAAGAAAAAAAUAUAUUUCAUUCCCCAGUACUUCCCAAAGCCCUCCAGGAGGAGGGAACAGAGAAGGGAAAGGGAAGGUAAUGAGAUUGGUCACAUGUACUAAUAUGGCAUAAUAAAUCUCACUAUUAUGUAUAAAUCUUAUGUACCAAUAAAUUAAAGAGAAGAGACUCAAGACAGAUCUUACAGAACAAGUGGGAGUUGGUUAAAGUUAGGAUAAAGAACCAGAGCUUUGUCUAACUCAGAAGAUGCAAUUUGUAUAAAGAUUAGAGAUUAUAACAUAUAUAAUCAUAAAACUAAAUAUCUCAGUAUGGCAAAAGCAUAGUUUAGAAAGGCAGGCAUGGGUCACAUCUCUACAGCUUUGUAGGCCUUCCUUAAAAAUCUUAGAUUUUAUCUUGAGGGGCCAUUGGAAAAAAAAUUUAAAGCUAGACAGAUCUGUAUAGCAAAAGCACUGCUCUGGGUAUACUGUGAAUUGAAAAAGGGCAAGACAGGAUAGAGAGACCAGUGAGGAUGUUGGAGUAAUCGAAGCAACAGAUGAAAGCUUAGAGUAGAUCUGUAGUUGGGAGUAGUAAGGGAUGUAAAGAAGAUAAAUUUGAGGUUAAAGAAGAAGCAGCAGCAGCAGGACUCGGUGUCUGAGUGAAUGUAAUGUUAAGAGGUAGGAAGUCUUUUAGGAUAAUGUCUAGGUUCAGAUCUGAGCAAAAGAGUAGCUGUUGUUGCUACAGACUGAGAUAGGAAAAUGAAGUGGGGCUUUAUUCUCAAAGCACAGUUGGUAAGUGACCCUUAAAAUAUUAUUUAUAAACAUCAAUAUGUAUUUAAGAGUUCAAAGUUCUUAAGUAAUAUUGUCUUUUAUUAACACAAAAAUGAUCAACAAAACAAAUGAACUCAUACUUCUACUUCAUUAGUUAACUGCCAUUAACUGCAGAGUGUGUUAUCCACAUUAUUAUGAGACUCAAAGUUUCAUUUACCACUCAACAAAUAGUUUCCUCUAUCUGUGUUCAAGACUCCAAGAAUAAAAAUAUGGAUUUUAUUAAACUGCUGGUUAAAAUAUAAGAAACACAUGAGACAAUCAAAAAUAAUACUGAUAUGUACAUAGAAAACUGCAUUAGUGCUACAGAAGCUCAAUAGGGGAUAUAGUACAGAAAUAAGACUGUACUGAAAAGAGUUCUAGGGUUAAGAAAUAAAAUAGCCUAAGGAUAGUGAGGUGAUCCUGUGAUACUAUAAAGUGAGGAGGUACAAUGUGAUAUAGUGUUUUUAAUUCCUAGCAGAGAGGGAACCAGAAAGUAUCUCCAUUUUAAAAAUGGGAAAAUAGUGAUACAGAAUAAAUUUAUUCAAAAUAUCCAACUGUAUGAUCUAUGUCGUCUGGAUUUUGAAUCACUGUUAAUUUUAGGGAUCUGAUAUAACACUUCACAAUGCUCUGAAUGUUCUUAAAUAUUCCUUUGCCCUUUAAUUUUGAUGUAAAGAUCUUGUUUGUAGUGUAAUCAUUGAGCAUAGAAUAGUAGACUAACCUUACUUAAACAUGUAAAAACAAAUCAGUUACUUUUUUCAAUUUCUUACCUUAUUUCAAUGUACCUUGAUUGGAAUUAUUAUUCAGGUUAACAACAACAAAAACCUAGAAAAGGAAAAUAAAGUUUAAGAAAUCAUUCCUCACCUUAAAAUCAACUCUAAAACCAUGAUAAAUAUGACAAAAAGCACUAGCUAAAAGUUAUAUGCUAGGAGAGUCUGGAGAAGCAAACAGAGAAUCAGGGUCAGAUUUUAAGUAAAAUCCUUUUAAGAUUGACCAGUUAUAUUAUCAAAUACAGAAAAGUAAUUAUUUAGUAACCUCAUUUUUGAUAGUUGCCACAGGAAAAAGUUGCAAUAGUCAUACUGGAUGGAGGAAAUGAGUCCCCCAAAAUGUGUAUUUGCAAAAUUACUUGUUACUGGAGGUAGUGUUUGCACAAAAUCCAAAGACUGAUCCAUGGUAGAUACUCACUAAGUGUUAGAAGAAAACAAGUAGGGAUUAGAUUUUAUUUACUGUUUUUAGAAUGGAAAGAAUUAUUCCAAAAGUUGUUAAAUUUAAAUUAGAUAAUACAUAGUGAUUUGUGGGCUUCUGGACUGGGAGGAUUUGAGACUAAAGCCAGGAGAUUUUUUUUAAAAUGGCAUACAUAACUAUACUAUACAUGUUUUCUUUAUUUAAAUUGUUACAUUCAUUUUAUUCCUUGAACAGGUGAAGAUAGAUGUUUGCAAAGAGUAAGAUGCUAACUUUAAUAAGGUCCAUAGGUCACCGAUUUUUUCUAAUAUUAAGACAUGGCAAUCUUUUCUAUUUACUUAGAGGGGAAACUUGCUAGAGCAACUUUUAUUUUGUAGAGUAAUAGGAUAGUUUUGACCAAAAUAUCUAACAAUAUCUUUCUUUCAAAAAUCUCAAGUGACUCACUGUCCUAGUUU